AUGGUAAGAUUCCAACACAGAUUUCAUGGUAUACAGUUAUACCUGGACCAGUACAAUGCAGAAGAUGAAACAGCGUUAGAUAUUAAACAGGGGGUGCAUGAUGAUGGGGAAACUAUUGCUGUCAAGAUGCUUCAUCACAUGCCAGGACUUGAUGAUCAGCAAUUUGAGAAGGAGUAUCUUAAUCUUGCAAGUCUCCAGCACCACAAUAUUGUGAAGUUAGUUGGCUAUUGCCACGAAACUCAGCGAGAAUAUGUACCUUACAAUGGAAAGAUGGUUCUUUGUGAUAAGACAAACAGGGCGCUCUGUUUUGAGUACAUGCAAAACGGAAGCCUAGACAAUUUUCUUCAAGAUGAAUUUAGUGGACACAAUUGGGACACACGCUAUGCGGUAAUUAAAGGCAUUUGUGAUGGUUUGAAAUACCUUCACGAGGAGCUACAGCCUCCUAUUUACCAUUUGGAUUUGAAACCGGCCAACAUAUUGCUGGAUGAGAAUAUGACAGCGAAAAUUGCUGACUUUGGAUUGUCAAAACUCUAUGGAGAUGGACUUACACAGAUCACGACAAGCUCCGUAGGAACAUUUGGUUACUUGCCGCCAGAAUACAUAGAUCGCCAGUUGGUUUCAAAUAAGUUGGACAUAUUUAGCCUGGGUGUAAUAAUCAUAAAGAUAAUGACAGGACAUAAGGGUUACUCUCAGAUUGCUGAUAUGUCUGCCCGAGAAUUCAUUGACCAUGUACAUGCGAACUGGAGAAAUAGGCUACAAGAAACAUCAAGUGAUGCACUGGAAUCUUACGCUGAACAAGUGAAGACAUGCAUCCAAAUAGCUUUGAGUUGUGUAGAGUCCGAUCGACACAAUAGACCCAGUAUAGGAGAUAUUAUCAGUAAGUUGAAUGAGACAGAGACUUUGACCCAGUUAUCUCGUGCAUUGGUAAUCAAUCCUGGCGGGUCGACAUCAGGGGGGAAGCUUACAAAACUUAGGACUCCCACGAAGGUAGGAUCGUGGGGUGGACUUAAUAUAGGUACCAUGCACGACAUAGAUGACAUACCUCAGCGUUUACGAAGUAUGACGAUCCGCUCGGGUGACUGCAUCGAUACGCUUUCCUUCUCUUACAUCAAUCAAGCCGGGAAGAUCAUCACGGCUGGUCCUUGGGGUGGUGGUCGAGGCAGGGGUCACCCAACGAUCGUGCUGGGCCCUUCAGAGAUUCUCAAAGAAGUGUCCGGAACUGUUUAUCAGAACGAAGAAGUAUGUUCACUAAAGUUUGUGACCAACGUCAGAACUUAUGGGCCUUAUGGAGGACGUACGCGUGUGCCUGGAUAUCCUUUCAGCGCUGAGGUGCCGGAGGGCAAUAGUAUCGUCGGCUUCUUUGUGCGUUCUAGCCAUGUCAUCAAUUCAAUUGGUAUUUACAUGAUGUAG
Molecule: messenger RNA, 1410 nt
Organism: Triticum dicoccoides
Lineage: Eukaryota; Viridiplantae; Streptophyta; Magnoliopsida; Poales; Poaceae
Product: putative receptor-like protein kinase At4g00960
Exons: 7
Coding region: 1-1410 (469 amino acids)
Biological process (GO): protein phosphorylation
Molecular function (GO): carbohydrate binding; protein kinase activity; ATP binding
Source: RefSeq, a predicted model, not a curated record